AUGGGUGAGGAUGUGACUAAAGGCAAAAAGCGUAAAAAGAAGAAAAAGAAUCCUGUGAAAAAACCUGUGGAAACAAUAAUGAAUGAAGUGAAAUCUGAUGAUGUUUCCAUAAAACCUGGUCCUAGCGAGGAGCAAAUGCAAUCUGAGGAAAGACCUUCUGAAGUGAAGAAGGAUGAGAUAUAUCCAGAACAGGAAUGUGUGGUGCCAGACCAUGUUUCAGCUACAGAAGAGGAAUGUAUGGUGCCAGAUGAAGUUUGUGCUGAGAGUGAAAUCCAGAGAGGAACUUCACCUAAACCUAAGUUUAAGAGGCUAACAAUUUUGCAGUGGAUAGAUCAGGAUGAUGAUGAUGAAGAAGAUAAUGAUGAAGACGAAACAAAUCUAGAACAAACACUACAGGCACCAGAGAAAAAAAUGGUGCCAUUGACAGAAUCGCAGAAAGAGACAUCUGUGAUUCUUGACAUGGCUUUGGAACAAAUACCUUUAAAACCAAGUGCAGAGGCACCAACUGAAACCACUUUGCCAGAAACUAGUAUAAGCUCUCCUCAGCAAGAUAUGGAAGCUCAGGAAGAGCCACCUAUGGUUUCUAAAGCUAAACUGUAA
Molecule: messenger RNA, 600 nt
Organism: Xenopus tropicalis (tropical clawed frog)
Lineage: Eukaryota; Metazoa; Chordata; Amphibia; Anura; Pipidae
Product: glutamic acid-rich protein-like
Exons: 5
Coding region: 1-600 (199 amino acids)
Source: RefSeq, a predicted model, not a curated record